GAAAGAGAGAGAGAGAGAGCGGUAGAGCAGCUGUUUGGAACCAUGACUGAAGAUGACGGAUUCAGUUGUCGUGGAGGGACAUGUCAAAUUGAGAGAUGGAAAAAAGUGGAAGAGUAGAUGGCUUGUACUACGAAAGCCCUCCCCUGUAGCAGAUUGCUUGGUAAUGCUGGUGUAUAAAGACAAGUCUGAAAAGAAUAAGGGACAUAAAGAAAGAAGCAGUAUAACUCUGCAGGACAUUUGUGGCCUUGAGCCAGGCCUCCCCUAUGAAGGUUUAAAUAACACACUUGCAAUAAUCUGUCUAAAUCAAGUGGUUAUGGUUGGAUUUGAACACAAGGAUGUUAUGAUGCGAUGGGAUAUAUGGAUCCGUUAUAGCCUAGGAGAAGUUCACAGAUUUCAUAUCACAGUGCUACCAGGAACACAGUUAGAGAGUGGACAAGCAACAGUUCAUUUUUGCAACAACAUACUGGUUAUUGUACGUGACAUCCCGCCAGUGAUCAUAGGGCAGUGGAGAUUAUCUGACCUCCGACGCUAUGGAGCUGUUCCCAAUGGUUUUGUUUUUGAAGGUGGUACAAGAUGUGGCUUUUGGGCUGGUGUUUUCUUUCUCGCUUGUGCAGAGGGAGAACAGAUCAGCUUUCUGUUUGACUGCAUCGUUCGAGGCAUCUCACCCACAAAGGGCCCAUUUGGGAUUCGUCCAUCUCUACCAGCAUUUGAUACUGGAUCGAGUAUUAUGUCGGCAGAAGAAAGAGUUGCUCAUGAAACAAUGGAACUGGAAAAACGUUUGAGCCUUCUCUCUCAUUCAAGUUGUCAAAGCAGUGGAGGAGAUGAUCGCAGCAUAUCCAGUUCAUCAUCAGACACCAGCCACUCAGACACCAGUAUUGGAAGCCGACUGACAAUCUGGCCUGAACCUUCACUAGCCAGCACUUCUCUAGAGGGUCAUGGACUGACAGCAACAAAGACUACGCAUCCUGGUGAUGAGAUUUUAUACCCUGAAGCAAUGCGUGGAUCAAGGCCACAACCAAAACCUCAGCGAACACGAAAUCUACAAGAAAUAGGCCGUCAGAGUUCUUCUGAUAGUGGAAUUGCCACAGGCAGCCACUCAUCUUAUUCUGGAAGCUUCUCUUCCUAUGCUGGGAGCUUGGAUAUGUCACGUAGUGAGGAGUUUGGCUCAUGGUUUAACUCACAGCUGAACAUUGCUUCAGAACAGAAUUUAUGUACUUGCCAGCCCAGUGAGUCCCAAAGGGCCUCUACAUAUGAAUAUCAGGUUCCUAACUCUGUUCGGCAUCUUUAUGACACACCCAGGAGUGUAUUACAGACUGCUGCUAAGGGUAUCCCAGACAAGAGUUCAGAUUCUGCUCAGUCAAAGGACCAGACCCUAGCACCUCAAGAUAUUAGUGAAAUGAAAGUAGCAGCAGAGGAAAUCCAAGGCAAAGGAAGACAAGUGUCAGCUUCACAUGAAGGCACCAAAGACUCGAGUGAUGAGACAUAUGUAGAUUUUGUACCUCGGUGGCAAGUUAUUGCAAAAGCACAAUCCCAGACUGAAGAAUCCCAGGGUACUAGCUUAGCACCACCUAGUGGAAUAUUAGCAGAUACAUGUGAAAUAUGUAGCCCUCAGCCUGGAAUUACCAAAUCACUUUUUUCAAGCUGCCCCAUAUGUGGAGGAUUAAAGGGAACAACAGUUACACAGCCUGGGGUCUUACACGUCCCAUCUGCUACAGGGGCCUCCUCAUCCAUGGCUGGUGGUGCUGCUGCUGCCAUGAAACUCCAACGUGGGACAAGCAUCCACAGUGAAGUACCAGGGAUGGACAGAACCCGCAGUGAGGCAGGGACGUAUGUUAAUAUUCCAGUCAGCCCCACAUCCAAGAAGCAGCUACACUACAUGGAACUGGAACAUCAGGAACCUAGCAUGGCAAUUCGAGGAGAAGGCUCUUCUAAAUAUGUACAGAUUGAUAUUGCAGCAACAGAAACAGCCCAUAAAGUGGGAACCCAACAUGCUCAGUUCCGAGAGGAGCGUCUCCAUGAGUUAGAACAGAAGAAGAAAGGUGCACAGCAGUGAAGCUUUCAAAUGCAGAUUUGCAGAAAAGGGACAAAAAGUAAUUAUACAAUGCAGACCCAGUUUUAAAAAAUAUUCCUUGUGUAAGUUACUGGGAUGCAGCAUGAGAUUCUGUUCAAAACACAUAUAUUUGGGACUGUUCACUGGCUUGCCUUUAGAGGCUUAAUACUGGUGUUGGAACUGUACAGGUUUCUGCCUUCCCAGAUUAAGAAAAAUAGGGCAGAUGCUGGACAAAACAAAAAAACAAAAAAAUGUAAAUAAUGCUGCAGUAUUGUUUCUCUUGAUUCUGAUUUCUGAAUAAUUAGAAAGAUGUAGAAUGGAUACAGUCUGUAUACUUCUUUGUUCAAAGCUUGCCUCUUAUGUACCAAUUGUAAGGUGCUGGGAGAUGUAGCAGUAUGAAUGCCUGGCAGCUCAGUCUCAAAAUGGGCAUAGAAAUAUGGUACAAAUGUAAAUAUGAAUAUAUAUUUUUUUGAAGUUUUUUUUUUUUUUUUGCAGUCAUACAGAAACUACUGUCCACUGGACCAUGUGAUUUGGAGAACCAGAUCAUAUAUUUUUCAGAUUAAAACAUCAUCCUGCUUUACAGAAUAACCACAGUACUUCAGACACGUUUUGUUUUAAUUACCUUUAUUACCAGUGCACUCAUUUUACAUUUCAAAUGCAUAAAGGGAUUCCAGUUAUCAGAAGUAAUGUCAAGCAGAGCAGUAAGCCAAAGCUUUUGUGGGCAUUUGUACACAUUGUCUUGCCACAAAUAUGUUGGUUGAUUCAUGUACAUUUGCUCUUCUGAAAAGGAGAAGCAUGUCGGAUACUAAUGCAAAAACUCUGCAAUGGAAAAUGAUGUGAAAAGUCAUUGGUCACUUAGGCUAUGUACAUAUUUAAUGUACCACAUCCAAAGAAACCGAUAAUUAAUUGCCAAAUGUGUAAAUGGAUGAUUCAAGCUUAUUCUCAGUCAUAGCUCUCAAUCUCUUCUCUAGAGAAUCAAAGAAAAAUGUAAUAACAGACAAAGACCACAAA
Molecule: messenger RNA, 3061 nt
Organism: Protopterus annectens (West African lungfish)
Lineage: Eukaryota; Metazoa; Chordata; Ceratodontiformes; Protopteridae
Gene: DOK7
Product: docking protein 7
Exons: 11
Coding region: 53-2053 (666 amino acids)
Biological process (GO): positive regulation of protein tyrosine kinase activity; neuromuscular junction development
Molecular function (GO): protein kinase binding
Source: RefSeq, a predicted model, not a curated record